CAAAGAUGUACGACGAAACAAAGGGUUAUCGUUCUUAGCCAACUUGGAGUUUAUUGAUUUUUGAGGUAAUUAACAAGAUGCAGUGUACACAAACCGUAAUAUAUUACUUUGUUCAUUCUAGACUAAGAUCAAGCAUUGGCUGUUGUUCAUUCUUCUUCUUUGUUUGCAAUAUAUCGAUAAUAUAAUAAUGUAAUUCGCCUCCUAGACUUGCCGCCAUUUUUUCGCCAUGAAGUGGAUUUAUUUACAUUAUUUUAUUCAUGUGUAUUUUUUAAAAUCAUUUGUGGUUUAGGCCUUUUAAACUACCAAAAGUAGUACUAACUUAAACUUAAGUUAAAACUAAAAAAACAAAAAAAAAAAAAAAUAACAACCACUACCAGACUUUCAAUAAUAUUAAUAAUUCCGCCAGUAGCUUAAGAUUCUUAUUAAUUAAUAGUAAUAUUAUAAUUAUACUAUACUUGUUUCUUUUACAAGUUUUUAAUUAAUUUUAUUUUGAGUCACUCACUCUCAGUCUCAAUAUUGUCAUUAUUUAAUUAAAUUUUAAAUACUUAUCCUACUAGGCACUAGGUCUAUCCCAUAUUAAUAAUAUUUAUAAGGAGGCACUGGGUAAGAGCAGUAAGAGUAAGGCAAGUUAAAACUUUGUGGCAUGGCCUGUAUAAAUUAUAAAUUACAUUAAAAAAAUAAUAGGUUUCCCAAGGGCAGUUGGCGUCCACUUUUGUUAUUAUUAUAAUUAUAGUUAUUUAUAUUAUGCACACUGCUUACGCAUUAAUAUAAUAAAUUUUACACUCUCCAUUUCCUGCCUUUUGCUGAAAACUGGUCAUUGUCAUCAGAUUAUAAAUUACUAUAAUUAGGCCCUUAUUAACAAGCAUAUGCAGUGUAUGUAGAAUGAAGUAUUUUAAAAAAUCCUCAACUGCACUGUGUAGUGUAAGGGAGAAACAGCAUUUCAUUAACGGGUGUUGUUGCAUAUCUUAGGGAUAUAAUCAAGUUCAUCCUGAAUUAUGCUUAGGCCGCAGGCAGCAUUUGUCUUGAUGUUGGAAGCAUUGAGCUCCACCAAUUGGCAUCGGCAUGGCAUAUGGUUUUAUGCCAUAGUCUUUUAGGGCCUAUCUCGCCCUAAAAAUCACUGGCCUACUUAUGGAAAUAAGCCUAGGCCUAACGCAACAAACUGACCAAGUGCAUGAUCCCAUUUUGAGAUAGGCUACUGAUGGUAAUAAAUUUAUUAGGGCUAGGUUAAAGAAUUCUGCAUAUUUUUAGUUGUUCUUGUUAUAAUUAUAGGGUCUAGCUUUAACUCCUAAAUUAAAUGAUUAAUUAUAAAAAUGUAUAGGCAUAAAAAUAGGCCCUAUGGUAAGGCUGGCAUAGGCACGGUCUGCUAGUCCUAUUUAAAGCAUAAUUUAAUGAAUUAACAUUUUAUUAUAAGAAAAUGCCUAAUUGAAGUUUAAGCAGACUUGACUCACUUGUAAUUUGAAAGAUUUGCCAGGGUCAGACUUAGUUUAUUUUUUUUUUAAUAUAGCUGAUUAUUUUAAAUUAGUCCCUUUGAACUUUUAAGGUAGCUUCAUGUAAAUCAAAUGCAUAGACUAGGGUAGUGCCUGGAUUAUAUUAUUUUUAGAUCGGCCCUUUGCUUUUUUGUUCAUUUAAUAGGCUUGAUAUAAUGCCUAAAAUUACAUAGACCCUAACUGGCAAGCAAAAGCUGUGCCUUGGGGAAAAGCCUUAUUACCCCCUUCCUCAUCAAACUUCUAUUUGAAGCUUUUUUGCAAGGACUAAUUUUCUAGUGGUAGUAGAGAAUUACUUAGCAUUAAUGUUUACUAGUGUAACAUGUGUUAGAUCCAUCAUAAUAAGAUUUCUUUCUUAAAUAAAUUUAGAAGUGACAUUUUCUUUAGAGACAUGAAAAUGUGGGAUGCUAGUAAUGUUAGGGAUAAUUUAUCUUCAAAUCAAUAAAAUAAACUUAUUUUAAUACCUGUGUAAAGUUGGAGCUUUAUAAGAAUAGAUAAAACAAGGAAAUACCUCAUACUAAAUGAUUCUAAGACUCAAAGCAAAACUUCAGCUUAAGGUUGCCCAAAUAAUAGCAGGUUUCAUGUCCAAAAGUAUAAAGAAACACCAUCUAAGUCACAUAGUAGAUACGAGGGCUGAACAGACGGGACAAACUGAUUCAAAAAAAGCAAGACUCUGCCAACUUCAUUUACCUUGUUGCACUGCAAGGAGUUAUUGAUCAAAGAUGAUUAGGUACUUUUGGAAUAAUUACAAUAAAAAAUCAUGAUCAUCGCUUACUGAAUGGUCAAAGAACAUCUCGCGACAUGAUGGGAACAUCAGAAAACUAGUGAAUUAUUGGCAGCUGGUAAUAAAUUGGCAGAGUUUCAAGGAGAAUUACUGGUAAAUGCUCAGCAUUGAUGUUUGAUAGAAUGAGGUGACAUCAAGCACUUUUAGGCCAUCAACACAUUUCCUUUGAUGUCUAACGACAGUUUAUUGAUAGACAAGAUAAUUUAAAAAUAAAAAUGGGAAAAUAAAAACUUUCUUCUUCUUAAGUACUUAACUUUUGAAAAAGUUUCAAAAUAAUUACAAUUAUUAUAUCAUAAUUUCUUUUCCGCACCAUCUCUAACCAAGUAUCUCUAACCAGAGAAAUACGCACCGGGGCACCACAAGGCUGCGUUCUCUCUCCUGUACUGUAAAUAAUAUAUACAAAUGGUAUUCAAAGCUCAAGCAACACCGUUCCAAUCUUAAAAUAUGCUGAUGAUACCACAAUUGUUGGCUUAAUAUCUGAAGGAGAAGGCCUAUACCGUAACUUAGUAACAAGCUUUAUCAAUUGGUGCGAUGAAAAUUUUCUCCAGUUGAAUGUCUCAAAAACAAAAGAAAUGGUUGUUGAUUUCAGGAGGGGGAAACACCUGAUUACAGAUCUCAACAUAAAAAAUAAAAAUGUGGAGAAAGUGGAGGCGUUCAAGUACUUAGGUGUCACCAUUAAUAAUAAGCUAACAUGGCAUGAGCAUGACCAAAUCCUGUAUAAGAAAUUCAACCAAAGACUGUUCUACUUAAAAAAAACUGUACAAUUUCGGCGUAAACAAACAAGUCGUUAACUUAUUCUACAAUGCAACUAUUGGAAGCCUGCUUAAUUUCAGUAUUACCUGCUGGUGUGGGAAUUCAACGUCUGAUAUUAAACACCGCAUAAACCGACUAAUCAAGAAAGCUAGAAACAUAUCACAAACUAAACAUCCUUCACUUGAAGAACUAUUUGAAGAAAGAUGUUUUUGCAAAACUAAACACAUUUUGGAUGAUACAUCCCACCCUCUUCAUCCUAGAUACUUAGGAUCGGGCAGUUCGGGACGAAUUCUUUCCAUCAGGGCGAGGACUGACCGAUAUAAAAAUUCUUUUGUUCCCCAAUCUGUACGAAUUUACCGAAGUGCUUCCUCUGAAGUCACACAUCUGAAUGAGAACUAAUAAGUCCCCGAUUUUGCUAAGAGAACUCACCGAGUGGCUGCUUGAAAUAAUUUAUUAUAAAUGUCUUGUGUUCAAAUUGUUUUAUUUUUGUGCUGAAAAUGUAUAAUGCAAUCAAAAAACAUUUCCAUUUAUUUGGAUCAAUAAAAGAAUCUUAUCUUAUCAUCAUCAGUGGGGCUACACCUCAUGUAGGGCCCUGGCCUGCUCCACCACAUCCUUCCAUUCAGAAUGAUCCAUGGCUUUCUGCCUCCAUGCAGGAACCCCCAACUGGUGUAACUCCUUCUCUACAUCGUCGCUCCAUCUCAGGUUUGGGCGACCAGUGAGUUGUCUGCCCCUAGGUUUCUGCCUGUAUAUCACUUUUGCUGCUCUACAUUCCGGCAUCCUUUCAAUAUGUCCGUCUCAGCGCAGUCUGCCUUUUUUUUAUUGUUGCGACUAUGGGUGGGUCUUUGUACAAUUUAAUUUCUUUUCCAGAUAAAUCAAAAGAAGUGAAAUGCCCAGAGAAAUAAAAACUCCAUUAAGGUAUGUUACUGGAACAGAUCAACAACCAGCGGUGGUGAAGAAAAGGGGAAGGCCAAAGAAAAUUGUUACAGAACCUGUUGUUGUUAUUGGGGAUGGGGAGGACUCAGAGGUAGAAAUAUUAGAUGAACCUAAACAACCUUCAAAAAGAAAGAAAUGUGAUGAUGAUCCAGACUGGGCUGCUGGGAAAAAGGUAUUUUAAAAAUUUUUUUACAUUCUUUUUUUUUUUUUCGCGUUAAAAAAAAAUUUAAUUUAUGAUUGCGUGAACUUUAAAAAAAUUAAAUGAACUUGUUUUCAAUACUUGGAUUUAAAAAGGGAUAAUUAAUUCAAAGUUAUAUGCUUCUUGCACAAGAGGUAGGGGGACUAUAAUAAUUAACUCUAAGGUCCUGCUGCUAUUGUUUUGGUUGUCAACCUUUUUUUGCAGGCAUCUUUAAAAAAAAAAAAGUGAAUGCAAUUUCAAUAAUUAUAAUGAUGCCUACUGUUACUCAUUUGUUAAACGUCAUUGUGCAAUUCUAUUACAGACUACCUCGGGUCGACCCAGAGGAAGACCAGAAAAGUUGAAGGAUAAAACUCACCUACCCACCAUCCCACCAGCACCAACAAUACAAAAACCAAAUGAAGUUAUCUUACCAAGUGUUCAAGCUCAAAAGAAGCCAGCGCCAGCUUCUAAGCCAGCACCAGCUUCAAAGCCUGUGCCAGCCUCUAAGAAUGUGCCAGUUUCUACAGUGGUCGAGUUGUUUAUGGAAUGCAAGGAUGAACCUCUUAGUCAGAUCCAGGUAUUGUAUUCAAAUGGGAUACAUAAGUUACAUAGUACAUAGUCAGAUCCAGUUGUUGUUUUCAAAUGAUGUUCAUUAGUCGCCUAGAAACAAAUGCAGAUCCAUGUAUUGUUUUCGGAUGGGCUGCAUCAGUGACCUAGGCCAAAAAAAAAUUUGUAAUAAGAAAACAUUAUUUGUCCUACGAUGAGAGCUGUUUUUCUCUUGGUGAUUUAGUCAAAGUCGUAUUUUUUCACUUUAUAUUAGAUACCCCAAUUUUGCAGUAAGAAGAUUUUUGUCCCACUUCAGAACACUGACAAUUUACAAACAGUCGUAUAGUAUCACUAUGUCUUUUUAAGUUAACGAACAUUAUUUUAUUGAGAGCAUUGACGAAGUCAUUAUCAAAUUUGCUAAGAAAUUUUUCUGUACAAAUCUAGGUGGCAGUAUUACAUUAAACAAAAAUAUUUUUGGAAGACAUUUUUUGUUUUAAUUUUAGAUCCAAACUGCCAAGAAAGAACAAGCUCAGUUUGAACAGUCACAGACACUUGUUAAAGCAGCAAGAGAAGGUCGCCUUAUUUUUCUCCCAGGAGGAAACACACAAAUUCUCGGUUGGUUUUCAAUCUGCUAUUAACUUGGUCAUGUCAGCGGGUGGGGGGGGGAAGCCACCAUUGUGAUAAUCAGUCAUUUUCAGGGAUCCAAAUGUCAAUUUUAAUAAAUUGAUAAAGGCACUUAAUGUUUCAGACUGUCUCACAUCAUCCUUCAUGACCACGCACAGUUAAUGUAUAUCGGAUAUUCGUUGCUAAACUCCUUUUCUGUAGGAUAGCCACUAUUUUAUCAGCAAUGCUGGGGGGGGUGGGGGGGUUGACAAGAUUUUCUUAUGCUUUCCCUGUGGUUUGAUUCUGGGGUUUAAAUCAGUGUUAGUUUUAUAAUGAACUUGAAUUCUUAUUUUAAGCAAGUCGCUAGUACGGGAAUACUAUAAAAAAUUGUUGGUUUUUACUUUGUUUCAACUUAAAAAAAAUUAUUAAUUUCAGAAAAACCUUUCUCCAUGGUCUACACACCCCAGACACCACCAACACCAGUAGCAAAGCUGCCAGCUACAACACCAGCACAAACCCCACCGUCGUUGAAUACCCAGAUCAGGUAGGGGGUGGGGUUUUUUCUGCUUAGAGGUUAUUUUGUGAUGAAACAAAUCAAAAUAGGGUAUCAUCCAAUUCAAUUCUGGAAGUCAUAAACUUGUAGAGGAGGUGAACUGUUGUAAAUGAGCUUGAAGUGUGCGUCAAAGUAUAACUUUUGUUUGUUUCUGUUUUGAGGAAAUUAAACUUUUUUUAUAUUUUUGUUUUAAUAUUUUUUUUUCAAUCAUUUUGCUCGGUGACUUGAAAUUGGUAAAGAAAAAAAAUUGCUUUUGCUUAAUUUUAGUACCUUUGAACAUUUGAAGAUGAGUUGACUUUGAGAUUAGGGGGUUGGGUGAUGUGGUGUGAUAUUUACAAUUUUUAUGAUCCUGUUAAAAAAACAAAAAGUCAUUCGCGCACACUCACUGCAUCAUGGAUUUUGUGCAAAUUUUAUGCCGUGAGAUUUUUGUAUGAAGCUGGCAUCAUUAUGCACUAUAGAAAGAAGAUCUAUAGAUGUACAGAAAAUUGCAUAAAAAGUAAGUACUGUAUUUAUUGCAAUAUAUAACUUUGUUUUGUACAUUCCACUUUAUUGUGUUUAAAACCUUUUUUUUUAUAACCUCAAUGUUUUGGCUUGUUUUAGUGGGUUUCAAUAUGUCAUUUGAUACUAAGGAUAGAGUACUCUGUUCUUAAAUUACCACACCAGUUUCAAUUGUUAUUAAAUGAAUUUCACCACAUUAAAAGGAAAAGUUAUACUCUAAGGUAAGAAUUAGUACAGGUUUUUUGGGUAAAAUUUAAAGAUUUGUUUAAAACCACAUCCUUGUACAUUUACAUCAUUUAGGGCUAUAGUUACAGGCUGCUAUUGCAGGUGGUGGUUACAAAGAGGUGGAAUCUACUGGCCUAAUAGGGAGAACUGUUACAAUUGAUUAGAGAGCAAGCCAUGCAGAACUUUCAACCAGCUGACACUGACAUAUCUUUGAUCAAGGAUUAUGCCUUGAUCUUAUUACAAUUAGUAAACUGAUCUAUUUUAUUGUUGGAAAGCAACAAAAAUAGGAGCACUGAUGUAAAUAAUAAUGAGACUGAAUCUUUUGAAACUCUGGCCAUUGGUUCCUUGAAGGAUCGAAGGAUGGGAUCAAAGUCUGACACUUACAGAUUAUUUUUUUCCCUCAGUUUUUACAGAAAUUUAAAAAAUAAAAUUAGUCAACAUUGUUAUUUCCAACAAUUUCUGCUUGAGAUAAAAACAAUUAAUUUUUUUUAUAUUUGUAAAUAGUUGAGAAUGCAGUAAUUCCUGUUAUUUUUUUUCCAACAUGCCCUGAUGCUCUGAACUUUAAUUGUUCUUCAAGUGAAAGACAGAUUCUUUUUUCCCUUCAUGAUGAUCAUAACAGUUGAGCUUUUACUAGAGAGACAUGUUUUUUUUAUUGUUCAAAAACUUGUUUUAAUCUACAAAGUCUUUGGAAAAACUGUUACAAAAAUGUAUUAAGAUUGCAUUUUUAUUUGAGCACAUCUCUAUUUUGCAGUUUUUUUAAGCUUGAGUUGUUUUUUUUUUUUAGUGCUGUCCAAGCAUACUUAAGCUUACUUAAAUGGUUAUUUUCAUCUUGAAAUCUUUAACAUUUACUUUUGUACAUUCCAGGUCUAAAAAACCAGAAGCUCCAGUUCAAGAGUAUAAGAUUGGUGGUUGGGGGAAAAGGGAUAAUGGUGCUUCUAAAACACAGCAGGGCCAACAAGCCCAUUCCAAGCCCCAGCAGGGCCAACAAGCCCAUUCCAAACCACAGCAGGGCCAAGCCCAUUCCAAGCCCCAGCAGGGCCAACAAGCCCAUUCCAAGCCCCAGCAGGGCCAACAAGCCCAUUCCAAACCACAGCAGGGCCAACAAGCCCAUUCCAAACCACAGCAGGGCCAACAAGCCCAUUCCAAAACGACAGUGGGAGGCAAGGAUAAAUUCAAAACCAACAAGGAGAACAUAAGGAUGAAGCAAAGGCUUCAUGAGAGGUCCAAAGCAGCCAAAUUUUCAAGGUAUUGCUAUAUUUAAUCUAAGGUAGACUAAAAAAUUAUUAUAUAUUUUUAAAAAAAAUUAACAAGAGUCAUCCUUUAGGGUAUUCUGAUAAUAUUUAUUUUUAUUACAUGUCGUUUUCUUUGAUGUCAAACAUCACCAUAAGAAGAAACUCUGAUGUAAUUAGCAAAGCCCAUGUAACACUGUUAGGAUUUUGUAGUCCAUUUCUUAAUUUUCCCCAAGUUUGUGCUAAUGAAAGAGAAAAAAACAAUACUUCUUCAUAGUUCAGAGAUAAAUACCAAAAAAAUGCCAGUUUUUCUCUUUAUGUUUUACAGCAGAAGAACAGCCACCAGACUGCACAGACAGCUGAGGAGACAUGUGCAACAUUCAGAAAAGUAUGCUGCAUAUCUUGAGGAGAAGAGGGGAAAACUAGAGAAGAAUGGGAAAAAGAAGCCACAGAAAGAUGAAAGUGAAGGCGCGCAGUCAAGGGAAAAGAGCUUAAAAAGAGAACCCGAAAACAGGCAGCAAGUAGCACAUAGCAAGAGAGUAGUUUCCAAAAGAGAAAGGUCAGCAACAGAAGAAAAGAUAGUCUUGUUAAGGUUAAACUGUACACAUAGAGUGAGAGGAAUCUAUUGAAAACUCAGAAGUGUUUAUUAACAAACUUUGAACUAAGAUUAAUUUUUUUCAAAUUUGAUUUUUUUUUUUUUGAUAACCCAGUAGCACUAAGCAAUGUUGAUAACCAAGAAGCGCAAAAUUUAAUUCUAACAUUUGAAUCACUCACAUGUUCACCUCUUAAAUGAAUAGCUAGGUGAGGUACAAAUCCAUUUUAAUACAUCUAUGGUGAACUUGUAUGUGUUGAACAUCAAGCAGAUCAAUAGUGCUGGAAAAUUUUUAACACUUGUUCUAUUAACGUUAUCAUGAUAAGGAAUUCACCUUAAGAAAAGAGAAUCGGUUCAUUACCUGCCCUUGGAUUUUCAUAAUUAAUUUGGAAACGAAAAAAUUUGGUUGGAAACCAUAUAUUUCAGCUUGAGGUGCAAACAUCAUCGGCAGUUUUGAGUUGCUAAAGGAAUGGAGGAUUUCCCCUGCUAUUCCUUGAAUGUCUUGUUACUCAAUUUUAACGAAAAUGUUGUUUUAAUAACUAAUAAACUUGAUGAAACUUUAAAAUGGAUUUGUUUGUUCCUUUUUCAGCUGUUUAAGUUUCUGUUUUAGUGUAACAAAACUUGUAACCCAAGGUCAGUGGUGCUCAAAAUUUGGGUGGGGAUCCUGUUUGGGGUUUCUAAGGGUUUUGAUUUAUAUGGUGUCCAUAAGAAAAUAAUUUUACGAUGGGGGUAGGGUACCACUAAAAGGUUUGUGCACCACAAAGGUUUGUGCACCACUGGCAUUUCUUAUUUCUAAAAUUAAAAAAACAUGCUUUUUUUUUUCUUUUUUUUUUUCUGUUGUAUGUUUGUUUUGUAGCCGAAGCUGUUGACAUUUCCAACUUGAUAAUCAGUUUUGCUAUCUUUCAAUGGAAUUUUUGUGUGUCUCUUCUGCAGUGCCAAUCGUCCUGCGUCACCAGAUCUUGUCAUUGUUGGUGAGACACCUCCACGGAAACAGUCCUCUGUAAGUGCCUUUUACGUAAGUGGCACCUGUUGUGUCAGUGCCUGUCAUGUAAUUUACUAGCCAUUUCAGCACCCACUUUGUAAUUGCUUGCUAUGUCAGGGCCUAUUGUGUGAAUAUUAUCUGUUAUUUACAGCUAACGUUAUGAUUGGCGUUCUGAAAGAACUCUGUGGCAUUUUUAUGCCUACUUGUAUGUGUUAAAAAGUCAAGCUGUUGAACCCCUCCCAACCCCUGUGGCUAGAUUUGGUUGCAUUGGUUCUGAUUCACACACAUGGGAAAUAGACUACAGAAGCUUGUAAGUUGUCUCUCUCGGGUAUUCUGGCGUUAAGACUGAAACAGGUGUGCUACAACAUUGAGUAGUUGUCAUUCUGUGGUCUUCAUUUAUUGGUAGUCCGCAUAGAAUUGGGUGCGUACAUGUCUGGCCAUGGUCUUAGCAAUUUGUCGCUUUGCUAGCUUCAUUUUUCUGCAUCUUGACAUAAUAGAGAUAACUUUAGUGAAACUGAUGCACCAUCUUGAUAUCAUUGUGGUUACUUAUUGGUAUGUUGUUUUUUUUCCACAGUCACUAAGAAGCCCAGGAGUCCCUAGUCCAAUAAGUCCUGCAACUCCUACUGGUAAGCAUGUCAAUAUACUUACACAUUAAUGUAAACAAAUUUAUUUAAAAAAACCUCUAGAGGCUAGAUUUUUCUAAAGUAGUACUAAUUCUCCCUCCUCGUCCUCCUCCAACUAGUUUUAAAAUUUAUGCCAGAGAAUAGUUGCCUUGUUUGUUCAGUCAUUUUAACAAGCCCAGUUCAUGAAUCUGCACCUUGCUAGCUCAAGUUUCGUACUAAAAAAAAAGCUGAAAUUAAAUGUUUAAAAGAUUUUCUGUAAAUCACUUUGGUUUCUUUAUUGUUCCAUGCUUUAAACUUUGCUGUCGAGUUAAAACCUGGGAUUUGAGCAGGCUUUUUUAGGGGGCGUUGAGCUCUGCUCCUGAUUCCACUCCGAGCUAUGGCAAAAUAAAAAUGUGGGGAUGGGUUGGCAUAGUGUUAGCUGGUAGAAGAUUGGGGCAACAUAGCUGGUAGAAAAGUGGGGCAACCCUAACAUAGCUGGUAGAAAAGUGGGCAACCCUAACAUAGCUGGUAGAAAAGUUGGGCAACACUAACAUAGCUGGUAGAAAAGUUGGGCAACACUAACAUAGCUGGUAGAGUAGUGGGGCAACAUAGCUGGUAGAAAAGUGGGGCAACCCUAACAUAGCUGGUAGAAAAGUGGGGCAACCCUAACAUAGCUGGUAGAAAAGUGGGGCAACACUAACAGCUGGUAGAGUAGUGGGGCAACAUAGAUGGUAGAAAAGUGGUGCAACAGCUGGUAGAAGAGUUUAGCAAUAAAACAUUUUAACAGCUGGUAAAAAGACCCUGAUCCAAAGCUCAGAACUCCGCUCCAAAUCCAAUGUCAAAACCCUCACUCAUGAAUGACAGUUUUGCUUCUUCUUCAUAGGCAAUUUUGUACAUGGUACACAUGGAAUGGGCGUGAAGCUACCUCAGGGAUGGCAACCCUUGGAGCCCAGCACAUCCAACACUCCUCCCAGCCAGCAACUGAUGCCCGUUCAAACAGCUCACUCGAAAUCUCAGGCUUUCCCAGAGACAAUAACAUCUGUGCAAGCCAAGGCCCAGUCUGAGGCUAUUGCCUAUUUGAGGUAAUGUUGUCCUUUGGUUGUCUGUCUGAUUUUAGGCCCGGUGGAAAUUUAAUGUCAGGGAAUCUUACCACAUUUUAAUUAACGGCAAUCACAUUUAUCACUGAAUUCCCUAUAAUAACUUGUUAUUUCACCUGAGCCAUGACUCUUUAAUUACUGAGACAUUAAAUUUUUUUUUCACUUCAGACAACAGAUGCAGCAACAGGCCCAAGCCAAGGCAGAAUCAGAACCCAUGAAGAAGAGAACCAAAAAACUGGCCCAAAUGGAAGCAGAUGACAGUGGUGAGAUGAUGCUCUGAUUACAUUUGUUUUAUUACCUUAAAAAAACUGCCGCAAUCAGAUUUGGGAUAAGUCAGUUUAAUUAUACUAAUCCAGUGCGUUUAAACAAUUAAACAUAAGAAGAUUGGAUUCUUUUAUUGAUCCAAAAUGACAGAAAGCGAAUGUCUAUAUUUUACGGACAGUACAAAAUAUAUAAAAAUUCAUCUUUUCCCAAAUCUUUGGAGCCUUACAUUGAAGGACAGAAUUCGCCCAGAACUAGCUGGUGUUAAGUAACUGAUGAAGUGGGUGGGGUGUAUCCUCCAAAAUUCUUUUUGUUUUGAAGUUAGCAACUCUCCCCUGAAUUAUUCUUGAGGGCAUGCCUAGUGACCAGUUUCCUAUGGCCGGAUCUACAAAUACCAAGGCUGCUGCCAUCUUGUUGAAAACGGGUCUCUAUUCUUGUUUUCACCAAGAUAUAAGGGGAUUAACAAUACCUUGUUUUUAUUAUCCAUAUAGAUUUUUUAAUUUAGGCAGCACUAAUUUUUAAUUAUUUAAAAUGCUUCGGUCUAUGUCUUUGUGAGGAAAAGAUAUAAAAUGUACAUUACUAAUUGUAUCUGAGAUUCCAACUUGAGCCAAAUUUAAAGAAUCUAGUAAUUUUAAUACUAAUAUGAUACCUGCAUAUUGGUGAGUUUUGAAUUUACGAUUCUAAAGGUACAGAAACAGGGGUAGCUUCUUCUUAAUAUAAAAUAGCUGUUAUUUUCUCUUUAAUGUAUUUGGAAACUUGGUGCUAAAAAAAAUAUAAAUAAUUAAGCUUUCCUUGGGUACUAACAAAAAUUUGUUUAGGCUUGAUAUACGAUUUAUGAUCCAUUUUUUAAUUGACCAAUUUGUUUGGUGCUAUUAUAAUGGGAGGUAAGCAGAACAAAGUGUUUUGAAUAUCCGAUUCUAAAAAUACGUAAACCUGUGCUUAUGUGCAUUGAUGUUUUAUUUAAGGUAACUGGGUGCCUUUAGAUGAAUACUAUUAUGGCAAGAUGGAGGGAAACCCUACCUACCAAGAACAGAAGGGAGAGCUCAGAUUUAAAGUAAGUGCAAUUUUAUCAGAUUCUUUCUAGAUGAGAUUUGUUAUUUCAGUGUGUGGAUUAAAAGUCACUGUUUUCAGUAAAAUCACUAUACGGUGCCAUAAGGUGCUGGAUGGCCGAGUGGUCUAAAUUGAGCAAAUCUCAAGUUGAUGGUCUGUAGUUCAAAGCCACCAAAGCCUCUUCAAGCAAAAACAUCACCAGCAUCCCGGGUGGAUGGGACUCGUUAAACUUGAAUGGCAACUCAUCUAAGAGAAGGAAACUCUGAAUUCAAACCAGGAGAUGGAGUCCAGUAGGCGGAUAACAUUGGUACAAUGAAAAAUUCCAACAACUCCUGCAACGCCACUGGUGCCAAGAUUUAUCAUCCACAUGAUGUCCCCAUGGGUUAUCCAGAGGCGCGGAGAGAGGGGAUUUGCUGUUGGGAACCAGCUUAUAAUCCUAGAAGAAUAAUCAGGUGCCAGAAUACUGCAAGUUCUUAAACGGGGAAGAGUGUUGCAUGGUCCUGCAUAAAAAAUAUUUUUUUAACCCUUUAAUUUUAGUAUUAGCAUACAUUUUUUUAAAAACAUGCAAUAUUUUUUGCUCAAGACCUCAAUAUUUAAGUAAUUUAACAGAUGUGUUGCUCAUUAGUAGUUCUCUUCUACAUUUUUUUAUAGGGAUUUUCUCCUAAUUUUAUUUUGCGUUCAUGAAACAAGAGCUUUAAAGUCAAAUUUGGUGUUGUGGAUUCAAAUAUACAGCACCUUACCCUACACAUACAAAGUUAAAUGAUAGUCCUAAUGCUGAACCUUUCCUUCCUACUAGUGUUGGUACUGUAACAAGAUGCUGUACAACAAUGUGGCAGCCAUGAUGCACAUCCAGGGUCACAUUGACUCUGAGCGGCAGGUCAAUCUGGACCUGAGUGACCUGACACAGUGCAAACAUUGCUACAAACAAUUCGACACACCAUUUGAGAUGCAGACUCACAUUGAGAAGGUGGUUUAAAUUUUUCAUUAACCUAUUUUUUAGUUGUAAGGUUACAAAAAUAUCAAGAUAGAUGUUCCAGACCUGUUUACGCUUAUGAUUUUGGCGUACAAUGUACGAUUUUGAGGUGUACACAUUAUAUAUACUCUGUUUAUUUUUUACUAUUAAUAAUGUAUUGAAUGAUAUUGUAGGAUUUUAAGAGUUUGAUGGUAAACAGGUCUGAUGUUCUUAUGUAUCAGUUGUAAAAUAAAGCACUUUAAAAAAUAUAUACACAUUAGUCUGCUACUUUGGGAAGCAACCUUUUUUAGAUGUUUGAUGAUGUAAGUAGUUAUUGUAGACAUUUAUUUUUAUUUAUUUGCUAUUACCAUACAAUACUGUGCGUUUUGAGAAGAUAAAAUACUAUUCUGAAACGAUAUUGUACUAUUUUGAGAGUUCCAGGGCAGCCAGGUCUGUUGUGUGUUAAUUAAAAUAUCAACGAGAUUGGUGCUCUUAGUAUGUUAACUAAAAUAUCAACCAAAUAAAUGUUCUUAUGUUUGUUGUAUGGUUCCAAAAAUAUCAACCAGAAAAAUGUGAUACAUGUUAGCUUGAUCACUAAAAUUAAGGUGCACACAGUGUCCGUGUAGUUCAAGUGUGAACACUAUACAACCCUGGCAACUUGGUGUCUCACUUGCUUCAUUAAUUCCUUUAUAAAUCAAAGAAAUCAAGAUACUGAAAUCAAUAUGGGAUGUAAAUCAAAAUACAAACAGAAGGCCUAAAUGAUUUUUAAGUGUCUUUAGGCAUAAAUUUGAGUUUUUCAGUCAUAAAAAUUGAGCUGGUUAACCCUUAAAAGUUGAGCUGUGCAAUCAUAAAAAUAUAUGGUUUUUAAUACCUUUGUACUUGUGUGUCAUAUUUGUUCGGUGCAAUGAAAUCAUUGUCUUUCAGGUUCACAUGAACAAUACCAAUGUGCUUCUGUGUCGUAUCUGUGAGAAAGACCAUGAGAAUCGCCAUGCCUUAACUGACCACAUGAGGAGGAACCACAACGCCUGCGAGAUGCCCUACAUUUGCCAGCUGUGCAAGUUCAGGUCAUCGAUGUACAGUGAUGUUGUUGAUCACUUUAAGAAGGUGAAGAUGUAAACAGCUGUUUUUUAACAUUUCCGACUUGUUCCUAAGGCAAGCUGCACACAACUUCAGCAAAUUAAGCCACAGCACUGUGACACAUUUUGUUGUCACAGUAUGUAUGCUCUGUAGGGAAGUGUCAGUGUAGAAUUGAUAUUUAAAUUAUUUAAAAUAGGUUUUAAAAAAACAUUUUUAUUUGACUCUCUCCAUAAGCAUGUGAUUCUCUCCAAUCCACUGCUGGCUGAAAAAACUAUGGAAAUUAAUUCUGUCUCAGUUUUGUUUUUCAAAAUUCAAUGCCAGCAGGCUGGAGUAAACUAAUUGAAAAUGAAUUUUUAAAAAAAAAUAAGAUGUCAGACCAUAAGUAUUUUUUAAAAGCUUUGUCUAUAGUUCAGUCUGCCACUGUCAUGACAUUUGCUAAUAGUUUGCUACCAUUGUCAUGUAAUAGGCUGAGUUCAAGCUGCACUAAUCAUGUAAUGUUUUUGGUUACUUGAAACAUGCCUCUUUUUUUUUUUUGGUCCCCAGAAACACAACAGUUCAGAGUCCAUGCUUUGUCUGUAUUGUCUCAGGGUGUUCCAUGUUCGUUUUGUCAGCCAGGGAUGGGGUCAGACCUCAAUUUAUUACAAUCACCUCAUGAAACAUCAGGUUAGUAACUAAUUCAAUGGCACUUAUUUUUCUGUUGAUUUGAACAAAAACAAAAUUUGAUAGAAAGUGAAAGGGAUACUUAAAAGUAAGUGUUGAAUCAUUGUCAUAAAUGUAUACAUUAGAUGAAAAAUACCAUUUAAUUUUCUCUACUACCUCAUAGAACUUUACCUUCUAAACCACAAAUAUUAAAAAAAAAAAAAAUCCUGAUUGUAAUGUUAGCAGCUUACAAAUCAAAUGAAAUAUGGAGAUAAUUUGAAUGUAACAUUUUAAAUUGCAUGAUGUCUUGUAUGUCUUAAGUUACUGCUCUCAAAUAACCAAAAGCUAUAAAAGGCUCUAGGUGAAAAUCACUCACAGAUGCACCUCACUAACAACGUCCGAUAUAAAUAAGCUCAGCUUUUCCCUUGUAUUUCAGAUAAAAAAUUGCUGUAGGAAAUGCCAGCACUGUAAACUAAUAUUCUUAAACCCAGGUGAUCUCAAAGCUCAUCGUAAACUGGACCAUAUGCCAAAUCAGAAAGGAGUCAUUGGUAGGUUUGUGGCUUUAGAACCAUUAAGUUUGGAUAAUGAUUGCAUCCAUAUUUGUAACACCUUCAUGAGCCAAAGUUUCAUUAAGGUCUGUUUAUUUCAGAAAGUAGAAAUGUGGAAACUGCAUAACUAUCUUGGUACAUUUGAUACCAUUGAAAGUUUGGUGGGACUGUCAUUUUACCUUUUUCAAAUACUUUGUCGUCAACAUUUCUAACAGCUAAUGUUUAUAAUUUUAUAUAUGCGUCUGUAAAUAUCAGAAGCUAAUGAAGGGAUUGGUUUGCGGUUGUUUACAUGUUGCUGAUAGAAAGCGGAAAUCACACUAUAAAAAUUUUCUUCAGGCUGCAAUGCCAUGGGAGGUUACUGCCAAAUUCUUUUGAUUUCAUCGAAGAAUUUACAAUAAGAGAACUAUAGGAAAAUAAGGAAAUAAACGCAACCAGUUAUGAAUUUUAUUUAAUGUUAUUAUAUCACAAUGUAUAAAAUAUAUGUUUCACAUAUUUUUUUUCUGAACCCAUUUACGUUUUUUUUGUGUGUUUUGGCUGAGAUUUUAAUGGGUAGAAUCUCUAAACAGUUGGGGUUGAAUGUAUAAAGGCUUCAUACUGAAACACAUUUGUUGUGGGGUGAAUCCUUAUUCAGGACAAUUUAUUUUUAUUCUUCAAAAUUUUAUUUUUUCCUAAUUAGUUUCUAAGCUAAUAUCAACAGUGUAUGCUGUUCAGUCACAUUUUUAUUUAGCAGGUAUGUUCUUUAAAAACAACCCACAGAAGUAUAUAAAAGUAUAUAAAAUAUAUUUAUUUAUUGUUGCUAUUUAUUUAACCAUAAAUGUUAUGCUAUUUUGGAGGCGCUUUUACACACACACACAUACGCACACACCACAAUACUCACAAAAAAUAUAGAAACCCUCGUAAGGCAAGGCAUAGUCACAAAUUUGUGGGCAACACAACAAACACACACAGAAAACACCCCCCCUUUCCCCCAAUUGUGAUGCCGUUUUUGGAUGGCAGAAUAACCUUAACUCUCAAAAGAGUUAAAACUGGUAUUUAAAAAAAAAAUUAAUUAGCACCUGAUCUCUUCUCUUGUUACAGGUAUGAAUGCUAAGUACACCACCCCUCAUCAAGUGAUGAUCAAAGUGACGGAGAAAUGUGACAGUGUGGGUGGCAUCAAGUCCUUGAAUGUUCCAGCCGUCAAGAAAAUCAUGGAUCAUAAACUGAUAUUCCCACCCAGCCUUUACAAGCUCAAGUGCAUCGAGUGUAAGAUGCUCAUGGGAAUACCCGACCACUACAAGUAUGUAUUAUAUUAUGAUCAUAGUUUUAUAUAAAAAAAACUGCAUAUCCUUAGGUAACUACUGAAAAUAUACCUAUAAAAAUUGACUUUAUGUGCAUUUUUAACAUUUUUGGUUUCAUGUUGAAUCCCGUCCACAUGCACCUAUUUCAAACAAGAGUAUGUGAUAUAUAUUUUUUAUCUUUAAUUACGAAAAUUAAUUGCAGCUGUUUCAGUUUUGAAAGAAGCUAGUUUAAAUGUGACCUUAAUAGCGGUAGACUCUGUCCACAGAUUUGUAACCCCAUAUAUUUAUUUAUUUAUUUAUUUAGACAUUUUUAUAUAGCGCUUAUCAUAAAGCUCUAAGCGCUUUACAAUUAUUAAAACAUGUAAACUAAGUAAAUACAAAUGAGACACUAGGAUAGUAACUACUAUUCUAUAGAAACAAUGAAAAUGGCUAUAAAACGAGGACACUUUGACACUUCAGGAUCAACCCGAAACAGAAAAUGAGGUAGGGCAAGGAGGGUGCAUCACAGGUCAUAGGCGGACCUAAACAGAUGAGUUUUAAGGGACUUUUUGAAAAUGGACGAGGUUUCACUAUGACGUAUAUGGAAGGGGAGCUGGUUCCAGAACGUGGGCCCAUGGAAGCAGAAGGAGCGUUCACCGAUGGUCUUAGUUUUAGUUCUUGGGAUUGAGAGGGUUCUACUGUCAAUGGAAGAACGUAGUUGUCUUGUGGGGAUGUAAGGAAGCAACAGUUCAGAGAGAUAGACAGGAAAGUGAGGGUCAGUGAACGAGUUGAAGCAAAGAUUGGAAGACUUGUAUUUGAUGCGAGAGGAUAUUGGAAGCCAGUGGAGUUGCCGCAUGUGUGGUUGAAUGUGGUCAUGUUUCUUUAAUUUAAAAAUGAGUCUGCAUGCUGAGUUCUGUGCCUUCUGAAGUUUUUCUAUGUGGUGUUGAGGAAUGCCUGAGAGAAGAAUGUUACAGUAGUCAAAUUUUGAAAGAAUGAGUGAAGAGACGAGAGUUUUUGUGGCAUCAAAGGAGAGGAGGUGUCUAAUGGUGCUGAUUUUUCUAAUUUCGUUAUAUGCUGAUCUGCAUAUAUUCGUGACAUGUUUGUCCAUGGAGAGGGUGUCCGUAAGAGUGACUCCAAGGUUUCUGGCAGAGGGAGAGAGUGUGAUGUCAGAGUUGCCAAUAGAUAUAGAAGAAGGAGCGAAUGGAGGGAGAGGUUUGUUUUGAGAGUGGAUGAGAAGGAUUUCCGUUUUAUCAUCAUUUAGCUUCAGUUUGUUGCAAGUCAUCCAACGCUUUACAUCGUCCACGCACUCCUGUAUGCGAAGGAUUGUGGCAUCAAGUUGAUCAGGAAAGCAAGAGUCACUGAUUUGAGUGUCAUCAGCAAAGGAUUGACUGGAAACUGAGUGGUGGCUAAUGAGAGAUGAUAGAGGUUUAGUAUAUAUAUUACGAUAUUACUGAGAGACACCUGUCUUGUUGUUUCAGGAAGUUCAUCCAGUGUUCAAUGUGCAGAUUUGCCACAAGUUGUUCCUUUGCCUACGCCAAUCACAUGAUGGGCUUUCACUCUGGUCAGAUGACUGCAGCUGCAUCCCACACACCCACUGAAGGGAAACUGGAGGAGCAGUUAUACUGUGCCUGUGGGUUUGUCAGCAGUUACGGAAACCGUAUUGGUGAGCCUUGAGAUAUCUCUCUCCCUUCAUAUGUUUUUGAGUUUCAAUUUUUAGAAAGUUAAUUAGAAUUCUAUCAAACUGAUAACAAAAACUAUUGAUAGAAUAAUUACUAAGAUUCUAAUCGAAGACAUUUCCCUUAAAAUUUUUAUUUUCUUUUAAAAAGUUAAACUUAUUACAGAAAAUAAUUUUAUUUUACCACAGCCAAUCAUCUGGUUGCUUGCUCUAAAAGUUCGUGCUCUAAAGAUAUGCCUCCACCAUCAACUUCAGAAGAAUUCGGUAAGUUAACAAACUUUGGAAACUAACUGUUGAAAUAAAUUAUUGAAUUUAAAAAAAAAAAAAAAUGUGCUUAAGAUCUUAAAGUUUUUUAUUAUCUAGCCCUGAUUUUACCUUUUACCCAUAUAACAUUUCAUUCCAGUAUGGAUUCAGAAACCUCUGGAAGAAUUAGUUAGGAUCAGUGUUUAUUCAUGCACACAUUGUUUUGUCUUGUGUUGAGUUUUUUUAUUUCUUGUGAUCAUAAAGUGAAUGUUUUAAAAGCCCUCCUGAAGUGGAACGAGCUCAAUAAACAUAACCUUGAAGUGAAAAGUUUUAAAAGUGUUAACUGUAAAGUGAAUGUUUUAAAAACCCUCCUAAAGAAGAACGAGCUCAAUAAACAUAACCUUGAAGUGAAAAGUUUUAAAAGUGUUAACAAUAAAGUUAUGUUUUAAAAGUGUUAACUGUAAAGUGAAUGUUUUAAAAGUGUUAACUGGUGUUGACAAGAACCUCUCCUUUCACAGGACUGGAGCUCCAAGAUCCCAGAAAGAAACCCGAUGCUUCAUUGCUGGAUGUUCUUGGAUUGGUCAAGAAAGACACUCUGCCAGCAUCAAGUACGUUCAGUGAUCCAGAACCUCCAUUAAGUUAUCAGAGAUACACAUAUAUAGGCCUAUCGAAAAUUUGCUAUAAAGAAUUUGUCUGAUAGGAAUUCGUUCAAAUGGAAAUUUGUCGGGCGGGAAAUUAUUCAAUUGGAAAUUUGUUCAUACGGAAGUUUGUUUCAAAAUAACAUAAUGGGGAAAAAAAUGAAGAAGAAGAAAAUGUUAUUAAACAAUUUACAUUUUUCCCAUCUCUCACUCAUAAGUUCCCUUAAGAAAAAAUUUAAAUAAAUAAAUCUCCUUUUAACAAAUCAUUUUGUUUUAAACAAACACCUCCGUUAAUUUUAUCAGAGAUACAAGGAAGAAAAAAUGCCAACUGCAAUUUUUUCCAGAUUUAUUAUGGUUUUUGUACCAUCAAAUUUAUUUGUGUCUAACAUUGCAAGAUAUAAACUGAGAAACUAUUGGAACCUUUUUUUAAUGAGUGUUUUAUUGUGUGAUAUUACAGUAAAAUAUCUAAUAUAUCUGUGUUCUUUAAUCUGGAACAACUUGUUUUAAGGCAUAAAAUGUAAGCUGUGCCCAUUCUGGGGGGAACACCACCACCCCCCCCCCCCUCGCCCCAUCACACCAUUUAGUGUUUAAAAGAACAUGUUGAUUUUAGCUCUCACCAAAGCCAUUUUAACACACAAAGUAUUUCCACCACAGUGCCCCGUCGUGACUCGCCGCCCCCUGAACCGGUGGACAUGCCAGAGGUGGCAACAUUGGAUGUGUUGCCAAGGAGGCCGUCUCUCCUGAGUGAUUCCAAGAAGAAAACAUGGAAGAAUACACCCAAGGUGAGGAUCUAUAUUACAGGAGUCACAAAUUUUUUUAUUUGAUAAUAAAUGGGAUUGGGAUAAAUUGUUGUGCCUUGAGUCCUACAGAUCACUUUGUUUCUUUUCUUCCUUUAGUGGGAAAAAGACGUGGAACCGUCUGAAUCAAAAAAGAAAGAUACCACGGCAGGGGCAGAGAAUUUUGAGCAGGAUGUCAAAGAAACGGAUGCAAAAGCAGAAGGAGAAUCGGAUAAAGAAACAAAAAUGGCAGAUGUAGCCACACCGUCAGACGGUGAUUCCAAGGAACCUAAUGAUGAUGUCAGUGAGGAUAAGCUGAAGCUAGAAGAUAAACAAGAUAAAGAAAUUGAGAUGAUUGGAGACACCAACGAAACCCUUGAGUCAGAUGACAAUGUUUUGCAAGACAAAGGGGAUGAGGCAGAAGGCGGUAAGUCAAGGGUGGAGGUUGCAUCAGAUGAGGAGGACAAUCUUUUGAAAGAUGAUGUGAGUACUCCUCAAGAUGUGGUUGAAGAAGAGCCUCUUGGAGAAAAGUUAAGAGUCAAGGAUUCAGACCUUAGUGAGAAAGAUGCUAAAGAAAAUCAGAUGGAUGAAAUGAGUUCUGAUAACACAGAGUCGGUUGGCUCUAAAAUUGGAGAUGUCGAGAGAGAAACAUCAAAAACUGAGAACACAGAAAGUAAGGCGACAAUGGAGGCAGAUGAUGAGAACGAAAAUAAGACUGAGAAUAAGAUUGAGAAACCAGAGUUGGUGAGUUGUUUUGAAGACAAGACAGAAAUGCAAGCUCAGGAGGAUCAUGAUAACAAGGAUUACAGAGGUAAUGAUGAGGUUGAAGACCAGCGAGCCAGGUGCCAGAAAGGCAGUGAUGAGCAGCCUAGUAGGUCUGACAGUGUAACAUUAGAUAGAAACAGUGAAGGCAAUGAUGAUCACGUCAGUAGGUCUGACAUUGUAAUAUUAGAUAGAAACAGUGAAGGCAAUGAUGAUCAUGUCAGUAGGUCUGACAGUGUAAUAUUAGAUAGAAACAGUGAAUGCAAUGAUGAUCAGCCCAGAAGGUCUGACAGUGUAACAUUAGAUAGAAACAGUGAAGAAAGUUUGGAUAAAGUCAGUGAAAAUGUUCGGUUACAAGUUGAGGUUCCAAGGCAAGAUUCUUCAGAGAAAAAUAGUGACAGCAAUCAUAUGCAAGGCCAGGAUCAGAGACAAGAUGAGUCAGAUGGUGACAUAAUUCAGUUACAAAGCCAAGUUCCAAGACAAGAAACCUCAGCUGAAAGUUUGGAGAAAGAUGAAGAUGAUAUUCAAUUGCAAGAUCAGAUUUUGGGGCAAGAUACUUCAGUUGAAAGACAGGAUAAACCAAAAGGCUUGGUUGUGGAUUACGGCAGUAGCUCAGAUGAGGAAGAGGAAGUAAUGAACCAAGUCAGUUUCAAUGUGUCAGACAUUCCACUACCAAGUAAUGAACCAGAUGCUACCGAGUAUGUGAUAGCUGAUAAGGUCAAUGAAGAGGAAAGCACAGCCUUCAGUAAAGGUCUUAGAAGUGAAAGUUGUGCUGGGCUGGUCUUGACAGAAUACAGUGUUGAAGACAGCAUCAGCAAAUGCCCAGACGAUAUUGUCAAAGAGGAUGACCCACUGGAUGCUAAUGUCAAGGAAACAGAAACUAAAAAUGUGGAAGAACUGUCCAGCUACGAGGACAGCCAGUCGACAGACUUCAAGACUUUGUUCACUGAUGCUCCAAACCUAGAAGGAGAACAAACAAUAACAGCUGAACAGGACAUGGACAUAGAUGAAGAAGAGUCCAGCGGUCAUGUGCUAAAUGAAGAAUUGAAUGGUGAAAAAGAGCCGCUGGCUUUGACACCUGGUGAAGCUUUCGAUGAGCUGUCGUCAGACUCUGCACAGAAAGCAGACUUUGAUGGGGAGCACCAUGCCUCAUCCAGCAUCUCGGAGACUUCUGAUUCUCAGCAAGUCACUCUGCCGACCUCGUCGUCCUCAUCGUCGUUUAGUAAUCUCAACAGAGCGGACCUGACAGAGCGUAUCAGUGAUGUGUUCUCUCGGGAUUCUAUUGGGGAGGGCAGCAGUGAUGCCAGGGACUGGAGUGGGAACUUCCCGGCAGCUCAGCAGUCCUCAGGUACUUUAACUCUAGUGGACCCUGCAGGCCAAGAAAGUUUAUUUUCUCAGAAAAGUUUUUUGUCUCAAGACAUUGUCGUAAAGAUUCCAGAGAAAUUGUUGGAGUCACAAGCAUCCACUGAUGAUGCUGUACCAGAAAAGUUUUCAGCAGCACAAACAUUCACAGGUGACGUGGUGUCAGAGAAGUUUUCGGAAGCACAAGCAUCCACUGAUGAUGCCGUACCAGAAAAGUUUUUAGCAGCACAAACAUUCACAGGUGACGUGGUGUCAGAGAAGUUUUCGGAAGCACAAGCAUCCA
Messenger RNA from Lymnaea stagnalis (great pond snail), 22581 nucleotides. The record is from the annotation of a GenBank genome assembly. Lineage: Eukaryota; Metazoa; Mollusca; Gastropoda; Lymnaeidae.